Messenger RNA from Pseudogymnoascus verrucosus, 498 nucleotides. RefSeq lists its product as uncharacterized. The transcript is spliced from 4 exons. The record is from RefSeq and is a predicted model, not a curated record. Bases 1 to 498 code for a protein of 165 amino acids. Lineage: Eukaryota; Fungi; Ascomycota; Leotiomycetes; Thelebolales; Thelebolaceae.
AUGACAAAGUUUGCCUUGGAGCAAAAUAUUGCUCAGCUAUCAGCGGCGAUAGUCACCAGACAGAUGUGCUUUGAGAGAGACAUAGCCGUUGCGGCUAUACAUCAUAUGGCCAUCACAAAGGAAAUGACUAAUGGGAAGUGGAUGCUAUUCCCGCCUCUAGACCGAGUGAACCACAUUUGGUCGGUUGUUGCCCAUGCUGUAGCCACAGGUCAUCUGGGCCUUGGUGCGAAGGUGUCGCCGAAACUCGGCCAUCUGGAAACUGGGCGCAAACUUAUCUGCAUUUACACCUAUGAUUUCUCUAAUGUAGAGGAUGUCAUACGAGUCUUGCACACACUGAGAGAUCUUGGGCUCGUUCGACGAAACGAAACGCCGAUAUACUACAAGUGCGACGCCUACACAUACCUCGAAAUAUUCUCUGGCAACAGAUGGGACAUUCGGCCGUCGCUAUACAGCUCGCAAGAUGGCGAGGAUGAGCUCAAAUACAGCAGAGGUUUUUAA